AUUGUUCAUGACGCACCCCCGAGGAAGGUUACCCGGUCCUCCAACUUGGACAAGUGGUCCGGCAUUCCAAGGUCAAUAAUAAGUCUUGCAGUUCGCACACUUUUCAUUCCUCUUCCUCUUCCUCUUCCUCUUCCUUCCUUUCAAACUCCGCUCCUCGGUGUCAAAGCAUUGACUUGCUUGAUCAAGCCCUCCUUCCCACCUCCCUUCCGCCAUAUAGACUCCUUAUAUAUACUCUAUACCUUUCGAAUCUGCCAUUGUUUGCCACCCCUCUGAAUUGCCCCCCAAAAAGAACAACGGGGAGAAAGCCCAGCUAGAACGUUCGGGAAAGCAUCCCUGAUCCAACCUACCGACCCUGUUAGAUCUCGACAACACUAAAAUACCAUGGCCGCCCGUCAUUCUCGCAAGAUCCUGCGACCCCUUCUCUACACAUCUGCUGCCGCGGCCGCGGGAGCGGGUGUUUUAUAUGUAUCAUACCGGCCACGUAACAUCCCCGGUUCCGAAGCCCCGGCAGUUCCUCCCCCAGGUUAUCACGAAGGUAAACUUGUACCGCCGAGCUUCCCAACCAUCAAAUCGCGGUUGGAGCAGAUACAAGACCUCAAACGCAGCUCGAGCGGAAACAGCGCCGACGAGUAUGAUUUGCUUGUUAUUGGCGCCGGUGCUACCGGAUCCGGAAUUGCGCUUGAUGCGGCGACGCGUGGGCUGAAGGUGGCCAUCGUGGAGAGAGACGAUUUCAGUGCUGGGACGAGCAGCAAAAGUACGAAAUUGGUGCACGGCGGUGUUCGUUAUUUGGAGAAGGCCGUGUGGGAGCUGGAUUACAACCAGUACAAGCUUGUGAAGGAGGCACUGAGAGAACGAAAGUAUUUCCUGAACACGGCGCCUCAUCUUUCUAGUUGGCUUCCCAUCAUGGUUCCCGUGCAGAAGUGGUGGCAGGCACCCUAUUUUUGGGCAGGUACCAAAUUCUAUGACUUCCUGGCUGGAGCUGAGGGGAUCGAAAGCUCCUAUUUCCUCCCCAAGAGUAAGGCAAUCGACGCUUUCCCCAUGCUGAGGAAGGACAAUCUGGUCGGUGCUAUGGUUUACUACGAUGGUGCCCACAACGACUCUCGGAUGAACGUGUCCCUUGCGAUGACAGCCGCGUUGUACGGUGGGACCGUUGUCAACCACAUGCAAGUCACUGGUUUGACCAAGGAUGCGUCGGGUAAACUGAACGGCGCACAGAUGAAAGACGUCAUUACUGAACGAAACGGACAAGAGCCAGAGCAAAUUACUGUUCGGGCAAAAGGCAUCAUUAACGCGACCGGCCCCUUCACCGAUUCCAUAAGAAAGAUGGACGACCAGGAAGUGAAGGAGAUUGUGGCUCCCAGUGCUGGUGUCCAUGUCAUUCUUCCAGGCUACUACAGUCCUUCCGACAUGGGUCUCAUUGAUCCCUCCACGUCUGACGGGCGUGUCAUCUUCUUCCUUCCGUGGCAGGGCAACACAAUCGCGGGAACUACGGACCAGCCCACCGAGAUUACGCCACAGCCGCAGCCAUCGGAACAUGACAUCAACUGGAUUCUUUCGGAAGUUCGCGGCUACCUCGCUCCCGAUAUCAACGUUGAGCGGAGUGAUGUGCUCGCCGCUUGGUCUGGAAUUCGGCCUCUGGUCCGUGAUCCCAAGGUGAAAAGCUCCCAGGCGCUGGUUCGCAACCAUCUUAUCUCUGUUUCUCCCUCGGGCCUGUUGACGUGCGCUGGUGGCAAAUGGACAACCUACCGCCAAAUGGCCGAGGAGGCAGUGGAUGAAGCUGUUGAUGUCUUCGGUCUCAAGCCUCGGCCGGUGAGCCAGUCUCCGGACAUUAGCGGCGUUGGUGGAAGUGGAUUGGUUGCCGACGGUGCCGUUCUAGAUGGAACCUGCCAGACUCACCAGGUGCGGUUGAUUGGCGCUCAUGGAUUCUCCAAGACCCUAUUCAUCAACCUCAUCCAACACUUCGGGCUGGAGACCGACGUUGCCCAGCAUCUCACGCAGUCCUACGGAGACCGGGCCUGGCAGGUUGCUGCUUUGUCUGCGCCUACAAACGCUCGAUUCCCCGUCCGAGGAAAUAGAAUCUCCACCUUGUACCCUUUCAUUGACGGUGAAAUCCGCUAUGCCAUCCGCCACGAGUAUGCCCAGACGGCAGUUGACGUCAUCGCUCGCCGCACGCGCCUGGCGUUCCUCAAUGCGGAGGCCGCGCUUGAAGCUCUCCCCAACGUCAUCGACCUGAUGGGUGACGAGCUCAAAUGGGACAGCAACCGAAAGGACGUUGAAUGGAAGGACAGCGUCCAGUUUCUCUCGUCGAUGGGUCUUCCCAAGAACUUGCUCGAGCUCUCUCGAGCGGAGGUUGAGUCUGGCCGGGUGAGGGAUGUCGAUAUUGCCGAGCACAAGACGUCGCCACGAACCAGCCCCCCUGCUGAUGUGCUUGAGGGUGACAUUCGCCCGCAAGCUUCCAACAAGCCGAUCGCUCCUGAAUCGGCGGCCAGCAAAUAAGUCGAAAGACUAGAUGUUUUUUUUAUAUAUAGCGUUUUAUGUAUAAGUAAUUCAAGAUUUUGUACAGUUAUGGUGUGAG
Aspergillus steynii IBT 23096 is the source of this 2575-nucleotide messenger RNA. Its product is annotated as glycerol-3-phosphate dehydrogenase GUT2. The record is from RefSeq and is a predicted model, not a curated record. Gene Ontology annotation, biological process: glycerol-3-phosphate metabolic process. Gene Ontology annotation, cellular component: glycerol-3-phosphate dehydrogenase (FAD) complex; mitochondrion. The transcript has 5 exons. Lineage: Eukaryota; Fungi; Ascomycota; Eurotiomycetes; Eurotiales; Aspergillaceae. Gene Ontology annotation, molecular function: glycerol-3-phosphate dehydrogenase (quinone) activity. The coding region runs from base 382 to 2496 and encodes 704 amino acids.